AAGUUUUGCAAGGACUAUUUCAUUCACUCGGAGUUAGUCUGAAACGAAUCGUGUUACAAAGAUAUAAGGAUAUAUUUCAAAUAUAGACGAGCGAAAUGAUAUAUUCGCUCACUUGAGACAAAUGUAACAUUUAUAUCACUCGCUCGCGAGCUACUCAAGUCUAGUUUGUAGAGUGUUUGUUAGUGUUUGGUUUUUACAAAAUAAUUUGUUGCUUUUACCGGUGUUGUAUUAUUUCCUUUUUUAAGAUUUAAGUACAUAGCGUUACUUUAUUCUCUCUGCUUACAUAUAAUACAAAUUUAUGUUUUGUGACAGAGUUAUUUGUGUAUGAACAUUUUCAAGUUAUAAUACUAAUAUAAAAGUAUUUAAUACCCCUUGUUAAAUAACUAGUUCUCUUAUUGGUCUGUGGUUAAAUUCGAAAUGGAAUAUGAUAACGAUGAGAAUACAUGGCGUCGACCCUCAGAACCUAAAGUACAGCGGUCUAAAUGCCAUCAGAUACCCAAACGGUCUACUACUUUAGCUGUGGUGGUCCUAGGUCUAGCUGUUCUCAGCUGUCUUCUUGGAUAUUGUGUGCUGAGUGAAACAUUACCCUAUGAGUCUAAAACUCUACGCCUUGUUAUAAUUUUCUUCAGACAUGGAGCUAGAAAUCCCACACACAGUUACAAAAGUGACCCCUUCAAAAAUUAUCAAUGGCCUGAUGGUUUUGGAAGUCUUACCAAUCUUGGUAAGCUUCAACUUUAUGAACUUGGUAAAAAAUAUAGAAGUUACUAUGCCAAUUUUAUCAAUGAAGAAUACUAUGAAAAAGAUAUAUAUGUCCGUAGCAGUGAUAAGUCACGGUGUAUGAUGAGUGCUUACACUUUCCUUGCUGGACUAUUCCCACCAACGGAGAGACAAAUGUGGCAUCCUGAGAUACCAUGGCAGCCAAUACCUGUACAUUCAUUGCCUAGGGAAUUAGACAAUAUUGUAGCUGGAACAAAACCAUGUAAAAUCUGGAAAGCAAUGUAUGAAGAGUUGCUAGCGGAAAAAAAUUCAGAUCCAAAAUUCACUGAACUAUUUGAUUAUUUGAGCAAACAUACAAACCAGAGUAUGCAUAGUGUUCUUGAUGUUGACUUUUUGUAUAGUACACUGCUAACAGAGCAAGAGGCAGGUCUAAAGCUACCGGAAUGGACGAAGAAUGUAUUUCCCAAUAAAAUGCGCAUGCCAUUUAUGCUAAGUCUAGCUUUGCUGUCUUAUAAUGAAACACUACAACGUUUCAAAGUAGGUCCACUUCUGAAAGAAAUUAAGUCAUCUUUCGAAGAGUCUGUGAGGCAUGCAAAUGAGGAGCACUCACUAAUGCUAUAUUCGGGACAUGACAUAAAUGUGGUGGGGCUGUGGCGCACCCUUGGAUACACAGAGUUGCUAGAGCCAGAAUACGGGGCUAGUGUGGUCUUGGAACUGCAUGAAGAUGUUGAACAGUCCACCUACUUUGUUAAGGUUUUCUAUCGAAAUAAUACAAAAGUUGAAGUGCCAAUGGAAAUAAAGCUGCCAUUCUGUGAUGAUCCAUGUCCAUACGACAUGUUUGUAAAAUAUAUUGACUCAUUUAUUCCUGAAGACUGGGAGCGUGAAUGUCAAAACACAGACGAUUGAAGGCCAAGUUAUGCUAAUUUGAAAAGAAAUGAAAAAUUCUUGUUUGACAUAGUAAUGUAUAGGUAAUGGAGAUGUGCGAAAAGUAUGGACAUUAUCCGAUACCCUGAAAUCUAUGAAUUAGGUCGCAUCACGGGUACCCGGUUACCGAAAGGUCCGGGCUAAAUAUGUGUAUCAAUAAUACUUACCAAUUUUGUUUUCACAAUAUCCGGGCUAUUUUCGGAUACUGCGCCCAAUGUCUAUAAACCAUACAUCAGAGAUAUGAGAUACAUCAGUGUGAUGUAGGUAAUCCCGCAAUUCAUUAAUUCGCACGACAAAAUUCGUCUUUAGACCUUUCCUAAAUUUUAUCUCUUAGGAUAUUCCAGUCUUCUAUCAGCUGAUUGACUGCCUAAAUGUCUUUCUAUUACUAGCUGAAGCUAUUAUUAAUUACUUUUAUUAAUUUUAUCAAUGCAAUACGUUUAUAUUCUUUUAAAAUAUUCUACAUCAUAAUUACAUAUUUAAUUGAUUGUUUUGGUUGUUUUAUAUUUGUCUAUAUUAAGUUUGACUGAAUUAAAUUAUUAUUUAAAAAAAAGACGUUUUUCGACAAAACAGAAAUGUUUGAAAAAUAUAAAAGUAGUGAGAAUCAUAUUUUUAUUUAAGAAAAUUAACGUAUGUUUUGAUAAAAUCAAUAAAACGUUUUAUACCUAUCGCUAGAGCCAUCGUAAGGCGGUCGCUCCCCUGUGCCUUCCUUAGAGGCGUGAAGGCCGCCGAUUGGACUGGUUAAACGUUUAUACUUAUGGUACACGUAACGUUACGGUGCACAUGGCUGCACGUCAGGCUACCACAAUAUGUCAAAUUGAUUCUGACCUCUACAUACAAUACGUUAAGGUUCAAAAUCAAGUGGAGAAAUUUUACCGUUUUGUAUAGCAUGAUGUGCUGUUGACUGUACCUACCUAACAUUCCAUAUUUUUUUAAUAUUUAACUCAUGUAAGGAAAGUGUAUGUUAUUUUUAGACACGCUAUUUUUCUAAUAAAGGAUAGCUUAUGCAUAAAAAUAUAGAUCGGCAAUAAAAUUACAUUUAUACUGUCAUGAGGUAUAAAAUGCAGCUCCUAAAUUUAUACUCAUGAGAUGCCUGAUAUAAAUCGAAUGAAAGUUGAUGUUCAAAAACAAUUGGACGAGAUAUAAUACUUUGUUUAUUAGUACCUACACACAACAGCCCAUCAGAUUAUUACAAAAUCGUAUUUAACAAAACUUUCAUCAAUAUUUAACAAAACUUUCAUCAGAUUUUGGCUUGUGAUGGAUCGGAGAAAUAUGUUAUCUUUUCUAGUAUCUAGACGUACUGUCAACUGUACUUAAAGUCACCAUAAAUAUUGAAAAAUGUAUGUUGUCUUUUAUAGUUAUCAUCUAUAACUGGAACGUCAACUUAUUUGGAUUGUAUGAUUGUGUUCAUUUUUGGUAGAUAAACUUUAUUUAUAUUAAUAAUUUAAAUAAUAUCGUCGACAUUUUAAAAUUAAACGCGUUUUCUUAACGAAACUUGAGACUAUGAUCAGAUUCUUUGUGUAUAACUAAAAAAGUAAUAAUUUAAUAAUCAAACUGUACAUUUACAGAAAUGUGACGUCAAUAUUCAAAUAUCUAAAGAAAGUACUAAAUGUUAAUUUACUUUUCCUGUAGCUUUGAGUAUAAUACGAUAUUAAUAACGUGUUUUAUAUGAAUUUCGUGUUAAAUUUUAAAGUGCCGAAGUUUUCUGUCGAAUAUUAUAAUAGUGAACUUAUGUAUAUAAUUAUAGAUAGGUGCGUGUCGCAGCUUAUGUAAUUGUGAUAAUAAAUUAACGUAAAUAAAUAUAUAUUAAGUUUUAUUGUUGUGAAAAAUGUACUCAGCUAUAAAUGUUAAAAGUACAUAGUGUUAUCUUAAUUAUUGUCACUAACUUUAGCGACAUCUCUAUUUAUUCUACAGAAACUGCUCAUGACAAAAGUAAUUAAAAUUAUGCAAGUA
Molecule: messenger RNA, 3591 nt
Organism: Diatraea saccharalis (sugarcane borer)
Lineage: Eukaryota; Metazoa; Arthropoda; Insecta; Lepidoptera; Crambidae
Source: the annotation of a GenBank genome assembly